Brachypodium distachyon (stiff brome) is the source of this 2100-nucleotide messenger RNA. RefSeq names its product protein RETICULATA-RELATED 1, chloroplastic. The record is from RefSeq and is a predicted model, not a curated record. Lineage: Eukaryota; Viridiplantae; Streptophyta; Magnoliopsida; Poales; Poaceae. The coding region runs from base 16 to 1635 and encodes 539 amino acids. Gene Ontology annotation, biological process: plant organ development. Gene Ontology annotation, cellular component: chloroplast inner membrane. The transcript has 8 exons.
CCUCCAUCGCCUCCGAUGGCGUCCCUCGCCGCCUUCCACCCUACCCUUCCCCACGCCCCCGCCCCCGCCCCCGCUCACCGCCAGCCCUCCCACCCCAACCCCACCACGGGCCUCCUCCGCCUCCUCCCCUCGCGCCGCCGCCAUCGUGCCCCGCGCCGGCGAGGGUUCGGCCUCGCCAUCUCCGCCUGCUCCUCCCCCGCCCCGUCACCCUCGGCCGCCGGACGAGGCGACCGCUGCGAAGCCACCUCCUCGCUCGAGCGAUGCCUCGCGGCGUCCGCCCCCAGCGCGGCGGCACCCGCCGCCGCUCCCCCCCACGCCCCGCCGUCAAUGAAGGGGGGAAAGCAGUACGGCGCGUUCGGCGCCGUCACGCUCGAGAAGGCAAAGCUUGACCUAUCCCAGCGCCGGAAGAAAAUCAUGCCCGAGCUGGCGACAGGUGGUGGUGGUGGAGAUAUUGGAAAAAGAAUUGGCCAUGGUGGUGGUGAUGGUGGAGAUGAUGAUGGAGACGAUGACGAUUACUUCGAUGAUUUUGAUGAUGGAGAGGAAGACGACGGCGGGCUUUUUAGGAGAAGAAUUGUUAUACAGGAGCUUUUCAAUAGAGAGUUCAUAGAUGCUGUAAUGCAAGAGUGGUGCAAAACGCUGAGUAAUUUACCUGCUGGUCUCCGCCAAGCUUACGAGAUGGGUUUGGUAAGUUCUGCUCAGAUGGCACGGUUCUUGUCAAUGUUUUCAAGGCCUACACAUACUCGGUCCUUUUCACGAGCUCUACCGGGAUGGUUAUCCAGAGAUCUUGUUGGAAGAACACUUGCAGAUCCAUCAUUCCCACAUAAGAUGGCUUUUGAAUUCAUGGCAACUUUUAUUUCUUCUGUUUGGUGGGAGAUGAACAUUCGUAAGGAGAGGUUUGAGCAGGAGUGGGAUUUGGCAGUUGUCAAUGCUUUGACUGCGUCAUGUUGCAACCUGAUGGUUGUUGGUCUCCUGGCACCAUGCCGUUCCUAUGGGAGUACAUCCCGGUUUGACUUCCAGAAUGCUAUUGAGAAACUUCCUAACAACAUAUUUGAGAAGAGUUAUCCUCUGAGAGAGUUUGAUCUGCAGAAACGAAUUAGUGCAUUCCUUUACAAAGCUGCUGAGCUUAGCCUGGUUGGGGUAGUUGCUGGCUCUAUUCAAGGUGGUCUAUCAAAAGCCCUGUCCGCAAGGAAGGAGAGCAGGUUAUCGGUGACAAUUCCUUCUGUCAGCACUAAUGCCCUUGGUUAUGGAGCUUUUCUAGGACUAUAUGCAAACUUGCGAUAUCAAUUAAUGUGUGGACUAGAUCAGUAUACGGUCAAGCGGUUUGAUGUUCUUGGUGUGGCGAUCUUCUUUGGUACAGCACUAAGAUUGAUGAACAUUCAGAUUGGUGAAGCAUCGAGACGCACAUGGCUUGGAGAGGAAGCUGAUCCACAGUACUCGGAUCGAUUGCUGAGGGCAUACAACAGACCAAUCGAGGUGGCUAAUACUGUGGGUGAACAAGAGUCAAGGUGGUUUAUAUCCAAGGAUGCAGUCGUGUCUGGCCUUGGUCUUCUUGGCAUCAAGCAGGGUGGACCUGAGGCACAGCUAUCAAAGCCCCGGCGAAAGAGAGUUGUCCGAAAGAAAGUCGCCUCAGGUUGAAAGUAGUGGAUUUGCUUGCAAUGCUGGAACAAUUUUGCUUCAGUUCCACUAUGCCGUGCUGAGUUCAGCCAAUGUCAAGUGGUAGUAAUGAGGAAAAGUCACCAUCGGGAAUCAGCGCACGAUCUAAUCGGGGAAGGCAUCAAAGGGGGGGAAGGUUGAGAGCUUUAGGUCCUCCACCAUUUUGUAUGUUUUCUUAAUAUCUGAUAAUAAUCUGACAUCUCAAGUUAUUGCACUCUUGUGAGCCAAAUAGGCACGUUUGGUGGUAGUCUCGGGGAUUGAUAAAGAUACUGUCAGUAAUAUGAGAAAGUACAUUGCAUUUUUUGAAUCAGGCCAAGUAGCUGUUUGGUGUAUUCUUGUAGCGUGACUGUAAUAUGUCCUAGUCGUUGCCCAAAUUUUCACCGGGUCUGGAUGUGUAUGCCCGGGGGCAUAAUAAAAAUCCAUGCUCUUAACCUUGGGCAAAUUGCA